This is a messenger RNA of Strongyloides ratti, 1305 nucleotides long. Its product is annotated as Moladietz. The transcript has 3 exons. The record is from RefSeq and is a predicted model, not a curated record. The coding region runs from base 1 to 1305 and encodes 434 amino acids. Gene Ontology annotation, cellular component: endoplasmic reticulum membrane. Gene Ontology annotation, biological process: protein transport. NCBI's taxonomy places the organism in Eukaryota, Metazoa, Nematoda, Chromadorea, Rhabditida, Strongyloididae.
AUGCAAAGUUGGUUUACUGCAUUUAGAAAUAAUAUGGCACCAUCGAGUUUUCGUGCUAUUCAUAUGCCUCAAGGUUUUGAUAUACAUAUAUUUUUAAUGGUAGCAGUUUUUAUUGUACCAUAUAUAGCAUUUAUUAUAAUAUUACCUGGUAUACGUAAAAAAAGAUUAAUAUCAUUUAUUGCUAUUACUUAUCAAUUGACAAUUGGAUGUAUGCUUGCAGUAUCAAUUGUAUUACCAUAUUGGAAUAUAGGUGCUGUUAAUGUUGAAACAUUUAUAAAAGCACAUUCAACUGAUGUUACUCCUGCUACACUUUCAGUAAAAGUUGGUUUAAAUGUAUUAAAUGUUUCAUUAAAUAUUAAUACACCAUUACUACAUGAUUAUGUAUCAAAUAAUCAAUUUGAUUUAUCAAGUCAUAAAAUUAUGAAAUUAGAAUUAUAUAAAGCAUAUAAAAAAGGUUUAAGUUUACCGGUAAUAAAAAUUUUAGAAUAUUUCUCUCAACAUCAGGAAGGAUUUGAUUGGGGAUAUAAAUAUAGAAGAGCUGGCCAUUAUACUAAUGCUUUUUUAUGUAUUGCUAUUGGAUUUUGGUGUUUACAGGCAAUGAUAAUAUCUGGACUUUUAACAAUAAUUGCUAAUUUAACUUAUGGUAUUGUAUCACCAUCAAAUUUUGCAAUACCAUUUAGAGGUGAAAAUGGUGCUUUAUCAUUAUUAAUUUUUCGAUAUGGUGCAUGUUUUUAUAUUUCAUUAAUUUGUGGUCUUUUACAAACAACUAUUGGUACUGGAUUACUUAUACUUCAAGUUUUAAGAGUAUAUGUUAUUUUAACUGUUAUGAGUUCUAAAACAAUGGAUGCUAAUGUUGGUCCAUCAUGUAAACAUGGUGGAAUAAGAAGGCAAAUAACAAUUGUACGUGGAAGAAUUGAUGAUGAUCGUAUACGAUGUUCUACCUAUAUUAGCAAUCAAAUAAGAGCCCGUAAUUGUGCACAAUUAAGUGUUCCAAAAGAAAAUAAAAUUGAAUCACCAAUAUUAUUAGUUUCACAAAAAGAAGAUUCAUUUUUACAAUCAACAAUUUCAACAGAUGUAUCAAUUCAAGGAAAAAGUAAAAUUUUAAAUGAUGAUAGAAAUAGCCCUUAUGAAAGUAGAUCAUCAUUAAAAACAACACCUGCAAGUAGUUUAGGAAGUAUUGAUAAUGUAAUUCAUCGUUCUAUCAGUCAAAUUGUAUUAGAACAUCAAUCAAAAUCAGAUGAUAUAAAAAAUGAUCAAUUUAUAGUUGAUGACAAUCGAACAUGUACAACUCCACAAAGUUUAUAA